UUCACCAAGAUGCCAGCAACAAUGGCUCUAGUUGUGCGGCAAAAUGCCGUCCACGUUUGCCAUUCCGGUUGGCCACCUAGCUGUUUUCCAGACUCUCGCAACAGGUCACCCACAAAGAGUCUCCUCAUGUAUCUUGUGUGUGGGCUGAACAAGUGUUAUCAAGUCCUGCUUCUCCCACCGCGUGUGCUUGAGAGUCCGCUGCUGAAACACGGAGCUCCUGGCGUGCGAGGACUCGAGUCUGAGACGGAAAGGUUAUCACUUGGAAGUUUAUUCGUUCAAACAACAAAAGCACUUUCUGCUUGUCUUUACAAUUGAACGAGGCCGUAAUCGAAUAUGGCAUUGUCUGUGCUGCUACUGUUGAGCGCAGUGGUCGCCUACAGCAUCUACAGGACCCUCACUCGCUUCAUAUCCAACCUAGCCGCCGCGAAGCGCACAGGCUUGCCUUACUAUGUUAUUCCAUGCAGCCCUUUCAACUGGACCGGGCAAGCAUUCAGGUUCAUCUACAUGCCCUUGUGGAAACUCUUUCCACGGAGACAUUGGGAAAAUGUCCAGGUGGUCUUGACAGCCGACUGGCACUACCGCGAGAAUCACAGGAUAUUUGAGAAACUAGGCGACUCGUUCAUAGUUAUAUCCCCAGGCCAAGUCAUUCUGUAUACCGAAAACGCCGAGGUCAUCCACCAGAUCACAUCAAAGCGCGAGCAGUUCCCCAAGCCCACCGAAUCCUACAAGCUCCUGUCGCAAUACGGCGAAAACGUGGUAACAACCGAGGGGGCAGAGUGGCGCAUGCAUCGCAAGAUCACCUCGGCCUCUUUCAACGAGAAGAACGCGGCACUUGUGUUCCACGAGUCGAUAAACCAGACACAAGGCUUAGUUUCUCAGUGGCUGGGUCCCGAUGACAAGGGAAACAAGACGAUCAAGACGAUUGAACAUGAUACAAUGGCUCUAAUGCUUCACAUCAUUGGCUAUAUUGGAUUCGGCUUGAAGCUGCUUUGGCCGGUCGAAGAAUUACCGCCUGACAUCGACCCAAAGUUGGUCAAAUACUCGACGCUUCACCCUCCAGCUGGGCAUACAAUGAAUUUCGUCGAUUCCUUGGCUAAGUCGUUGGAGAAUAUCAUCAUUCUGCUGAUUGUACCACGAUGGAUAUUGAACCGAUUGCCGUUCAAGAAGACGAAGGAGGCGGCUGAGGCGCAAAACAACUGCAUGGGGUUUAUGCACGAGUUCUUGCACGACAAAAUCGACGAUGUUAAUCAGGGAAACAAAGAGGUCGGCAUGGACAUAAUGGGACAACUGGUAAGGACGAGCUACGGCGAGAAAGCCAAGGGGGCCACGCUUACGGAUUCGGAAAUCAUCGGAAACGCAUUUGUCAUGUUGGUUGCUGGACACGAAACGACAGCCAACAUCAUGAACUUUACGUUACUCGAACUCGCAAACAACCCGCCAGUUCAACGUGCACUCCAAAAAGACCUGGACAAUCUCUUUGGCGAUACUGACCCGCAGAAGUGGGAUUAUGAGUCGUGUAUCAACCCCCUGAUGGCGUCACUGGUGGCAGCUUGCAUGAACGAAACACUCCGUAUCGUUCCCCCAGUCGUCGAUAUCCCGAAGCGUGUCACCCCAGGGCAGGACCAAGCCAUUGUUCGAGAUGGGGAAAAGGUUGUCAUUCCUCAAGACACGUUCAUCGGCCUCACAGUCGCAGCCGUGCAGCGCAACCCCCGUUAUUGGCCGUCGAAACCAAGCAAGAUCACGGGCGCCGAGAAUGACAUGGACGACUGGGUGCCCGAGCGCUGGUACCGCACCGAAGCCACGGCCAGCGACGGCGACUGCAUCGAGGGCGCGGACACUGAAGAUUUUGGCGGAUUCGCCGGCCCGGACACGAGUGCACAGCUCUUCCGGCCCGCGCAAGGCUCUUACAUUCCCUUUUCGGCCGGUGCGCGGUCUUGCUUAGGGCGGCGCAUAGCGCAGGUCGAGAUGGUUGCGGCCCUCAGUGUUAUAUUUCAGAAAUACAGUUUGGAGCUGGCGGUAGAUGAAUGGGCUAGCGACGACGAGGUGAAGCUCAUGAGCAGGGAGCAGAAGGCCAAGGUGUACAAGAAAGCGCAGGGCAAGUCGAGAGAGGAUAUCAAAUCUGCGACUAGUUUGCUUACGCUUAAGAUGCACGGGAGUAAGGUCAUCCCGGUGAGGUUAGUGAAGAGAGGGGAGGAGAGGUUUGUGAGUUGGUUGGAAUCAUAACGUGGGUCAUGCGGUUCUGGUUGAGCUGGGAUAGCCUGUGUGUUAUUGUGAGGGCAUUGGGUAUAGCGAAGAACAUGUAUACUCCUCUAUGGCAUACAUAGAAUCCGAGCAUACGUUGAGACAUUAAGAUCAGUCUACAAAUGACCACGGCCUGGAGACAUGCUGUGUGCAUAGCCGGGAAGAUGUGCG
This is a messenger RNA of Pseudomassariella vexata, 2412 nucleotides long. RefSeq names its product cytochrome P450. Bases 334 to 2223 code for a protein of 629 amino acids. Lineage: Eukaryota; Fungi; Ascomycota; Sordariomycetes; Amphisphaeriales; Pseudomassariaceae. The transcript is spliced from 4 exons. The record is from RefSeq and is a predicted model, not a curated record. Gene Ontology annotation, molecular function: monooxygenase activity; heme binding; iron ion binding.